CCCUUUCUGUUUCUGACUUGCUGUCUUUGUUGUUGGUAUUCUCCGAGGUAUUCUCUUCAACCCUCGCUUCAAUCUCUUGUUAAAAAUGGGCCAAACCCUGUCUAAGGUAUUAACAUCCAAUCGAGGGUCUAAUCAUGCGCCAGAUGUGGACAGUAUGUCUAGGCCUAGUGUCGCUGAUACAGUUAGAUCGAGCUCUUGUACGAUCUUUGCUAGAAAUUUCAUGUUCGGUGACUCCAGAACUUUUGUAAUAGAAGCUAAACCAACUGAUACUAUUGACAGUUUAAAAGAAAAGGUCUUGGAUAAAGUAGGAACACAGCAAAUCAGUUUGAUGAAACAAGAAAUUGUGCUGUUUUAUGGUUUACACCCGUUGGUUUGCUACAAUGAUGUUUUUUUAAACAAGAGUUACAAGACACUCUUAGAUUAUAAUAUUCAAAAUGAAGAUACAAUUCGUGUAGUGAAAUGUGACAAAUGUCUCUUGAUUCAUAUAAAAACUCUGACCGGUAAAGCGAUUACUCUUGGAGUUGAACCUUCUGAUACUAUUGAGAAUGUUAAAGCGAAGAUACAGGAUAAAGAAGGAAUCCCACCUGAUCAACAGAGGCUUUUAUUUGCUGGUAAAGUAUUGGAAGAUAGUCGUACACUCUCAGAUUAUAAAAUUUCAAUGGAAAAUAUAAUGCAUUUAGUACUCCGUCUUCGAGGUGGUGGCAUGGCAAUAUUUGUAAAAACUCUGACUGGUGCAAAAAAUAUUAUUCAAUUUCAAGUUGAACCUUCUGAUACUAUUGAGAAUAUCAAAGCCAAGAUACAGGAUAAAGUAGGAAUCCCACCUGAUCAACAGAGGCUUUUAUUUGCUGGUAAAGUAUUGGAAGAUGGUCGUACACUCUUACAUUAUAAUCUUAAAAACAAAAGUAUUUUACACUUGGUUUCUGCUAAGCAAGUAAAGUUUGAUGUCAUAAUGUCAAAUGGUAAAACAAUUACUCUUAAAGUUCUACCUUUGGAUACUAUUGGGGAUAUUAAGGCAAUGAUCCAGGAUAAAGAAAGAAUCCCACCUCAUCUUCAGGUACUUAAAUAUAAUUUUAAUGAGUUGGAUGAUAACCAGACACUUUCUGAUUAUUGCAUUCGAGAUCAUGCAAUAUACUUAUGUACUCUUUCAAUUAGGAUUUACUUAAAUUUUUUAAAGGAAUCAUUUGAUAUAUCUAGGAUUGGAGAAGAUGCUACUUUACUGAGCAUUAAGAAAAAAGCUAGCAUUCACACUAGAAUAGGAAUACCAAUUGAACAGCAACUACUUCUUUUAGACAAUGAAGUUGUAUCUGAUGAUUCUAAGCAAAUCAAAAAUUUUCGUAGAUCGAUACUUAAGUUUAAAGUACAAGUUAAUCCACACUGUAGUCUUGGCCUUACUGUUGUGCUGCCUGGAGGUGUAAGAAAGACCUUUCAUGUAGUCUUGAAAGGUCUCGUAGGAGAACUAAAGGAACAAAUAAAAGCAACCACAGGAAUACCAGUUUCUAAUCAAAUGCUUUACAGCCAAUCAAAUGAAAAUAUUUUAAAGAGUAAAGUACCUUUAUGCCGGUACUAUAUUCAUGGCGUUCCACCAACUGAAGUCAUUGAUCUUCUCGUUCUAUUGACUAUUCGUAUAUUGAUGCCUUCAGGAGAGAUUAUUACUGAAUCAAUAGACUUAGAUGAAAGUGUCCGUAUUUUAAAGAAGAGGCUCUCAAGUAAACUAAACUUAUCAAAUUUUGACUUAAUUUACAACCAGUAUAAAAUGGAUGAUGAAAAGUCUCUUAGUAACUACCAAAUAUAUGAUGAUACUAACAUUCUGGAGCUAAUUUUAGGUACAGCUCCUGCUCCUGCUAUGCCUGAGACUAUUCCUCCUACCAGUCCUAUUCUUUCUCCUCUUCCUACUGCUGCUGCUCCUCUUCCUCCUCCUCCUCCUCUUGCUGUUCCUAAAGAAAGGGAUCUUAUGAAUGAUGUUGCUGCUAAAGCUCUUGAUAAAUGGCUGAUUGUUGGCACAAUGCUCGGUAUUCAUUCAUCAGUUUUGUAUUCUUUUAGAGAUCAACACAAUGCUGACCCCAUAGCCUGUUAUCUUGCUGUAUUUCAUCACUGGCAAACAAGUAUUGACUGUCCUCCCUACACUUGGGAUACCAUUGCAGAAGUGCUAGAAAUGGAAGCUGUUCACAGAUGUGACCUUGCUGCAGCAAUUAGAAAAAAAUACUUGUGAUUACAUUUAUACAUAUAUGUAUUUAAUAGUACAUGCAAGCAUGUUUUUGUAAUUUUUGAUCUCAAUAAUUGUAUAUGUUAGAUAUAGUGAUGUGUGCGUGUGUUUUUUGUUUUGUAAUUAUUCUUGCAUGUGUCAUUAAUUAUUAUUUGAUUUAUUAUUCGUUAUUAUUUGAUCCAUUAUUCAUACUCUGAAUUAGUAUUUUUAAUAGUGACAAUUUUUGUGUAGAGCAAGAGAGAUAUUUUUUUGAAAAUAAAGACUUUUAGAUUGCCAGUUGGCAAAUUA
This is a messenger RNA of Amphimedon queenslandica, 2491 nucleotides long. RefSeq names its product polyubiquitin-like. Bases 86 to 2209 code for a protein of 707 amino acids. The record is from RefSeq and is a predicted model, not a curated record. Gene Ontology annotation, molecular function: protein binding. NCBI's taxonomy places the organism in Eukaryota, Metazoa, Porifera, Demospongiae, Haplosclerida, Niphatidae. The transcript has 2 exons.